AUGUCCUACCCGCAGUUUGGAUACCCCUAUUCCUCCGCACCCCAGUUCCUGAUGACCACCAACUCCCUGAGCACGUGCUGUGAGUCGGGGGGCCGCACGCUGGCCGACUCCGGGCCCGCCGCCUCGGCCCAGGCGCCUGUCUACUGCCCGGUCUACGAGAGCCGGCUGCUGGCCACCGCGCGCCACGAGCUCAACUCCGCCGCAGCGCUCGGCGUCUACGGGGGCCCCUAUGGCGGCUCGCAGGGCUACGGCAACUACGUGACCUACGGCUCCGAGGCGUCCGCCUUCUACUCGCUGAAUGGCUUCGACUCCAAGGACGGGCCUGGAUCUGCGCAUGCGGGCCUCGCGCCUGCAGCGGCUGCUGCUUACUACCCCUACGAGCCAGCGUUGGGCCAGUAUCCCUAUGACAGGUACGGGACCAUGGACAGCGGCGCGCGGCGGAAGAACGCCACGCGGGAGACCACGAGCACGCUCAAGGCCUGGCUCAACGAGCACCGCAAGAACCCAUACCCCACCAAGGGCGAGAAGAUCAUGCUGGCCAUCAUCACCAAGAUGACGCUCACGCAGGUGUCCACCUGGUUCGCCAACGCGCGCCGCCGCCUCAAGAAGGAGAACAAGAUGACGUGGCCUCCGCGGAACAAAUGCGCAGAUGAGAAGCGCACCUACGCGGAGGGCGAGGAGGAAGAAGGGGCGGAGGAGGAAGCCCGGGCGGAGCCCCUCAGGAGCACCAAGAACGAAGAGCCCGUGGGCAAAGAGGAAAAGGAUCUGGAGCUCACUGACCUGGAGGACUUCGACCCGCUGGAGGCGGAGCCCCCCGAGUGCGAGCUGAAACCGCCCUUCCAGCCCCUGGAUGGCGGUCUGGAGCGCAUCCCUGCUGCACCGGAUGGUCCGAGCGCCCCGGGAAAGGAGGCCUCCGGCACCCUCCAGAUGCCCCUGGCUGCCGGUGGCGGGGCCCCCCUGGACCAGGACCUAGAGAGGGCCAGGAGCUGCCUCCGGACCACAGCGGCAGGGCCAGAGCACCAGUCCAGUGUGGGGGGCGUCUCGCAGGCUUGCGAGGCCAAGCUGGGCUUCGCGCCCGCUGGGGCAACGGCGGGCCUCGAGGCCAAGCCGCGCAUCUGGUCCCUGGCUCACACAGCGACCGCUGCUGCCACGGCCCUGAGCCAGACUGAGUUUCCGUCAUGCAUGCUCAAGCGUCAAGGCCUGGCGGCCCCUGCGGCCACCUCCUUGGCUCCUGCCUCGUCCUCACCUGCGGCCGUGGCCCCCACUGGUGCCCUGGACAGGCACCAGGACUCCCCGGUAACCAGUCUCAGAAACUGGGUGGAUGGGGUCUUUCACGACCCCAUCCUCAGGCACAGCACUUUGAACCAGGCCUGGGCCACCGCCAAGGGCGCCCUCCUGGACCCAGGACCGCUGGGACGCUCGUUGGGGGCAGGCGCCAACGUGCUGACGACGCCCCUGGCGCGCGCUUUCCCACCCGCCGCACCCCAUGACGCCCCCACCUCGGGGGCAGCCAACGAGCCGCUGGCCCUUCCGAAGGCGGGAGGCAAGCCUUUCUGCGCCUGA
Molecule: messenger RNA, 1563 nt
Organism: Enhydra lutris kenyoni (northern sea otter)
Lineage: Eukaryota; Metazoa; Chordata; Mammalia; Carnivora; Mustelidae
Product: iroquois homeobox 4
Exons: 5
Coding region: 1-1563 (520 amino acids)
Biological process (GO): regulation of transcription by RNA polymerase II; neuron differentiation; cell development
Cellular component (GO): nucleus
Molecular function (GO): DNA-binding transcription factor activity, RNA polymerase II-specific; RNA polymerase II cis-regulatory region sequence-specific DNA binding
Source: RefSeq, a predicted model, not a curated record